UCGACACAGAGGGCGCUCCGCGGUGGGGAAGAUGGCGUCCCGGCAGACUCAUGACGAUAUUGAAGCCCAAAUACGGGAGUUGCAAAACAAGAAGAAAGGUCUAAAUGAGGUUGCUGAGAAGGAAAAAGAAAGAGUAUCUCUUGGGAACACAGGAUUCUUUGACCAAGAAAUUUAUGGAGGAUCUGGCAAGUUUGAAGGCUAUGUAACAUCAAUUGCACCCAAUGAGGUUGAUGAUGCUGAUGAUGAGGAGCCAACCUACGGCCAGAACAAGCGCAGCUUCAAUGCUCCAGCUGCUCUUCUCAAUGAUAUUCCUCAGGCGGAGCAGGACUAUGACCCGUUCGCCGACCGGCGGCGGCCCACCAUCGCUGACCGGGAGGACGAGUACCGCGCCCGCCGCCGGCAGAUGGUCAUCUCGCCGGAGCGACUCGACCCGUUUGCUGACGGUGGCAAAACUCCCGAUGUGGGCGCCCGAGGCUACCAGCAGAUCAUGCGCGAGCAGCAGCUGCGCGGCGAGGAGGCGGAGAUGCGGCGGCGGAUGCAGGACAAGGCAAAGGAUGGCACGCUGCGCGGGGUCGCCUCCAAUGGCGACUCGACUGCGGCGGCGGCCGGACCGCGGCCCACGCCCCGCAAACGCGGCCGCUGGGACGUCACCUCUGACGACGGGCCCAAAGUGAAGAAGACGGCCACAGAGGAUGGCGCCGCCGCAGCGACGCCGGUGAUCGGCCAGUGGGCGGAGACGCCCGGUCGUCCGUCGGGCGGCGAGACGCCCAGCGCCACGCCGUCGGCCCGCCAGAUGUGGGACGCCACGCCCGGCCACGCCACGCCCGGCCGCGAAACGCCCGCCCACGGCGACAAGGCCACGCCCUCGGCUCGGCGCAACCGCUGGGACGAGACGCCCAAAACGGACAGAGGCGAGACGCCCGGCCAGAACAGCGGCUGGGCGGAGACGCCGCGCACGGACCGCACCGGCGGCGUGGACCUCAUCCAGGAGACGCCCACGCCGUCGGCGUCGAAGCGCCGCUCGCGCUGGGACGAGACGCCCGCCAACCAGACGCCCAGCAUGACGCCCACCAUGACGCCCGGCGGGAUGACGCCCAGCAUGACGCCGGGCGGGAUGACGCCCUCGAUGACGCCCGGCAUGCUGACGCCGGGCGGCACCACACCCACCGGCGCCAAGGCGAUGGGCAUGGCCACGCCCACACCGGGCCACCUGGCCGCCAUGACGCCCGAACAGAUGCAGGCGUACCGGUGGGAGCGCGAGAUCGACGAGCGGAACCGGCCGCUGUCCGAUGACGAGCUGGACACCAUGUUCCCGCCCGGCUACAAGGUGCUUCAGCCGCCGGCAGGUUACGUGCCGAUCCGGACCCCGGCGCGCCGGCUGACGGCUACCCCGACGCCGCUGGCCGGUAACGCCACACCGGUCGGGUUUUUCAUGCAGAAGGAGGGACAGACCCCCGCCUUCCAGGACACGCAGCCCAAGGGCAACCUGCCCUUCCUGAAACCCGAGGACGCGCAGUACUUCGACAAACUGCUGGUGGAUGUGGAUGAGGAAGCUCUCGGUCCCGAGGAGCAGAAGGAGCGCAAGAUCAUGAAACUCCUGCUCAAGAUCAAGAACGGCACGCCGCCGAUGCGCAAGGCGGCGCUGCGCCAGAUCACGGACAAGGCACGCGAGCUGGGCGCCGGGCCGCUGUUCAACCAGAUCCUGCCGCUGCUCAUGUCGCCCACCCUGGAGGACCAGGAGCGCCAUCUGCUGGUCAAGGUCAUCGACCGGGUGCUCUACAAGCUGGACGACCUGGUGCGGCCCUACGUGCACAAGAUUCUGGUGGUGAUUGAGCCGCUGCUCAUCGACGAGGACUACUACGCCCGUGUCGAGGGCCGCGAGAUCAUCUCCAACCUGGCCAAGGCGGCCGGCCUCGCCACCAUGAUUUCCACAAUGAGACCCGACAUCGACAACAUCGACGAGUAUGUGCGUAACACCACGGCGCGCGCGUUCGCGGUGGUGGCCUCUGCGCUGGGCAUCCCGUCGCUGCUGCCCUUCCUGAAGGCGGUCUGCCGCAGCAAGAAGUCGUGGCAGGCGCGCCACACGGGCAUCAAGAUCAUCCAGCAGGUGGCCAUUCUGAUGGGCUGCGCCAUCCUGCCGCACCUGCGCAGCCUGGUGGAGAUCAUUGAACACGGUCUGGUGGACGAGCAGCAGAAGGUGCGCACCAUCACCGCCCUGGCGCUGGCCGCCCUCUCCGAGGCCUCCACGCCCUACGGCAUCGAGUCGUUCGAUACGGUGCUGAAGCCGCUGUGGAAGGGUAUCCGCACGCACCGCGGUAAGGGUCUGGCUGCCUUCCUGAAGGCGAUCGGCUACCUGAUCCCGCUGAUGGACGCCGAAUACGCCAACUACUACACCCGAGAGGUGAUGCUCAUCUUGAUCCGAGAGUUCCAGUCGCCCGACGAGGAGAUGAAGAAGAUCGUGCUGAAGGUGGUGAAGCAGUGCUGCGCCACGGACGGUGUGGAGCCGCAGUACAUCAAAGACGAGAUCCUGCCGCACUUCUUCAAACACUUCUGGAACCACCGGAUGGCGCUGGACCGGCGCAACUACCGGCAGCUGGUCGACACCACGGUCGAGAUCGCCAACAAGGUCGGGGCCUCCGAGAUCAUCAACCGCAUCGUGGACGACCUGAAGGACGAGAACGAGCAGUACCGCAAGAUGGUGAUGGAGAGCAUCGAGAAGGUGAUGGGCAACCUGGGCGCGGCCGACAUCGACUCGCGGCUCGAGGAGCAGCUCAUCGACGGCAUCCUGUACGCCUUCCAGGAGCAGACCACAGAGGACACUGUGAUGCUGAACGGUUUCGGUACGAUCGUGAACGCGCUGGGGAAGCGUGUGAAGCCGUACCUGCCGCAGAUCUGCGGUACCAUCCUGUGGCGACUCAAUAACAAGUCAGCCAAGGUGCGACAGCAGGCGGCUGACCUCAUCUCAAAGAUCGCCUUCGUCAUGAAGACCUGUCAGGAGGAGAAGCUGAUGGGUCACCUGGGUGUCGUGCUGUACGAGUACCUGGGAGAGGAGUACCCUGAGGUACUCGGAUCCAUCCUCGGCGCACUCAAAGCCAUCGUCAACGUCAUCGGCAUGACCAAGAUGACGCCGCCCAUCAAGGACCUGCUGCCCCGGCUGACGCCAAUCCUGAAGAACAGACACGAGAAGGUGCAGGAGAACUGUAUCGACCUGGUGGGCCGGAUUGCCGACCGCGGACCCGAGUACGUCUCAGCACGAGAGUGGAUGCGCAUCUGCUUCGAGCUGCUCGAGCUGCUCAAGGCGCACAAGAAGGCCAUCCGACGAGCCACCGUCAACACGUUCGGCUACAUCGCCAAGGCCAUCGGCCCUCACGACGUGCUGGCCACACUGCUGAACAACCUGAAGGUGCAGGAGCGCCAGAACCGCGUGUGCACCACAGUGGCCAUCGCCAUCGUGGCCGAGACGUGCUCGCCGUUCACCGUGCUGCCGGGCCUGAUGAACGAGUACCGCGUGCCCGAGCUGAACGUGCAGAACGGCGUGCUCAAGUCGCUCUCCUUCCUCUUCGAGUACAUCGGAGAGAUGGGCAAGGACUAUAUCUACGCGGUGACGCCGCUCUUUGAGGACGCCCUGAUGGACCGGGACCUGGUGCACCGGCAGACCUCGUGCGCCGCCAUCAAACACAUGGCGCUGGGCGUGUACGGCUUUGGCUGCGAGGACGCGCUCAUCCACCUGCUCAACAACGUCUGGCCCAACAUCUUCGAGACGUCCCAUCUGGUGCAGGCCUUCAUGGACGCCGUGGAGGGCAUGCGCGUCUCGCUGGGACCGCAGAAGAUGCUCCAGUACUGUCUGCAGGGUCUGUUCCACCCUGCUCGGAAGGUACGAGACGUCUACUGGAAGGUGUACAACACGCUCUACAUCGGCGGGCAGGACGCACUGGUGGCCGGCUACCCGCGCGUCACGGCUGCCAAAAACAACUACAUCCGACACGAGCUCGACUACGUGCUCUGAGUGACGCGGCCCGCGCGCUCUCUCUCUCGGCCGUGACGAGUGUGACGUGUGUGUGUGGUACCGGCGCCCGGCGGACGCUGAGCCAAUGUGUGAGCAGUCUGAGCGGUGUGACGCAGUCUUCUGUGUGCGAGGUAGAAUGGUUUGUCGUGGAUGUAUGCCUGAUGUGUAUUCUUUGCGCAUGGGUCAGGCGGGCGAGUCGGCCCCAUCCUGUGUGUGAGCGUCUUGUUUCCGUUCCCUUUUCUGAGUGAGCCAGGCUAGUGAUGUGGGUGUCUGCGCGAUCCAGGCGAUGCGCUGGUUCAUUCUGCGUGAGAGCCUGAGUGGAGCGUCUGUGGACGUCAUUGUGGCUGGCGCGGCGGCAGUGGGUAGCGAGUGUCACUCCGGCCGAUAGAGAUGUCAGUAUUUGUGAUGAUCUGUUUUACGGCUCUCUUUCCUGAUAAGUCUAGGACCCAAGCGGCACCACCACCACAUUCAUACGCAACACAUGUACAUACGGACGUAUAAUAUUCAGUAUAAGUGCUGAGAAUAAACCCAACAGUAAAAUA
This is a messenger RNA of Amphibalanus amphitrite, 4548 nucleotides long. It is a transcript of the gene Sf3b1, whose product is annotated as splicing factor 3B subunit 1-like. Gene Ontology annotation, biological process: spliceosomal complex assembly. Gene Ontology annotation, molecular function: mRNA binding. Gene Ontology annotation, cellular component: catalytic step 2 spliceosome; U2 snRNP; U12-type spliceosomal complex. The record is from RefSeq and is a predicted model, not a curated record. Lineage: Eukaryota; Metazoa; Arthropoda; Thecostraca; Balanomorpha; Balanidae.